AUGAAGCCCGUCUUCAGUGAUGUGUCUCAUCUUUUGACCCAUCUCCUCUCCAAGGGCCAUCUGUCCCAAAAGAACCAGCUUGAAUUUCGCCAGAAGGCCGGUACCAACAACGCUGCUGCUACUACGCUCCUCACCGCAUACGACGACUGGUACAGUGCCAACAACCUUGACCCGUUGCUUGCCGAGCGCCAGGCUGCCAAGGAUGGCCGCACGAACAAGAGAAGAUCAUCUGGACAGAAUGCUUUGAUCCAAAACACCCUGAUCCCGCCCGUCUUGACUGAUCCUGGUGUGGUUACAGCGGCGCCGAAUUCUGGAGUUGCAGAGACCACGACCUUGACAACUGUCUACAACGGUACUUCUGCUAUCCGAAUCGCGAACGGAACAACCAAUAAAACUCCUGUUGUUGCAGCGGCUUCGACUCCUAUUGCAACUGCGGCUACAACCCUCUUUGCGACUGCAUCUCCUGCUGUUGCUGUUACAGAAGCACACACCGUUGGACCCACUGUUGCAACUCCUACUCUCCCGGAUUACAUCGACCCUCGCCUUGGGGAACCCUACGGAUCUGGUCACGAGCAACUCAACCCUGAGGGUGCAUCUUCCGCUACGUCGACUGUCGGCUGGUACCAAGCCCAGCUUAUGCCUCAAGAUUCCGAUGUUUGCAAUGCUUACACGCCUGGCAAUACUGAACUGACCAGCUGGGACGGCCAGGAGGACAUCGACAACAACGGGGAGACCAUCAGCGGCGCCAUUGACCCGUUUGAGGUGGAUGAGAAGCUGACCAAUGACAAUGCCAGAUCCGAGGCGUCGAUCAGUCUGAAGGGUGUUCAGUGGCCUGGAAUGGACCUCUUUGAUGCAGCCACGCCGGAAAUGCGACGAAAGCGCAACCAGAAGAAAGAUGGGACCCUUGUGAAGCAGAUGGAAGCGAAUUCUCAGCAGGUCGAGCCCACUGAACAGAUCUUUCAAUCCACCGAAGGGCUGCCCUUCCAGGCGGAACGUGAGAUUACCGGCAAAGUUGAAGAUUACCCCCCUCUGGAAGGCGAGUCCCCAAUUGCAAAGAAGGGCCCAGUUCGCGGCAAGCCGGGUAUGCUCCGGGAGCGCGAUGCCAACGUUCCACGCGCCAGGGACACAAAGCGUGUUAAGAAGGAGAAUCCUCGCAGCCGUGAUGAGAGUGAAGACACACUGGAGUACACUGAACCAGCUCGUUUCCCGAAUAACUUCGGAUCGGCCUAUCGCGAGGCAGACGGAGAUCAACGACGUGCUCUACAAGGCCCGCGAUUCUCUGUCUUCAAAGACGAGCAGGAUCAGACUCACACCGAGUCCGCAAUGAUUCAGGCUCCUCAGGGCACAUUGGCUCCAGCCCAACUCGCCCUCAACAACACAUCGAAUAUCUCGCACCACCAUGGACAUAGAAUCCCGCCAAGCAAUGAAAAUAUUGAGCCCAUUAUGAGCAUCGCGAAUCGAGCUAACCCUCCGAUUUUCAAUCCGAUGUCGCCUUUUGUGAAUGGAAACAACAUCGGCCAGGGUUACUUCUACAACGACCCAAUUUUUGGCCAAUUGUGGGUUGCUGUUCCAUCCCAACUCAAUCCAAUUUUCGGCGCUACUUCGGCCACAACGUUCGGCCAUCAUUCGUACGGCGAAGAGGUCCCUCUGCCCAACAGCCGCUGGACCACCAAUUCGCAAGCGAUGGCUUCUGGCGCCGGUACCAUUGAGGAGGAUGAUGAGGACACAUUCACUCAGAUGCACACUGGAACGACCUAUCAAGAGAACUAA
Messenger RNA from Penicillium subrubescens, 1770 nucleotides. RefSeq lists its product as uncharacterized. The record is from RefSeq and is a predicted model, not a curated record. The transcript has a single exon. NCBI's taxonomy places the organism in Eukaryota, Fungi, Ascomycota, Eurotiomycetes, Eurotiales, Aspergillaceae. The coding region runs from base 1 to 1770 and encodes 589 amino acids.